Molecule: messenger RNA, 2373 nt
Organism: Limulus polyphemus (Atlantic horseshoe crab)
Lineage: Eukaryota; Metazoa; Arthropoda; Merostomata; Xiphosura; Limulidae
Product: probable serine/threonine-protein kinase tsuA
Exons: 2
Source: RefSeq, a predicted model, not a curated record
GUCUAGCAGCCAGUGUUGCGGGUCAAGGCUUUGUCUAUCUUUAUGAGAACCAACAAGAAAACACACCGAAUCCUUCAAAUAACUUAUUCAAUCCUGAUGAUUACGUGUACAAACCGCCUUCGGCUGUGAAUCAGGAUAAUUUGCCUCCACGGCAACCUAGGAUAUCACUUCCGGCAACCCGUCGGAGGUCAUUUCCAGAACAUCCUGAAGAUCAACGACGAAGAACACCACAUCAACAAGCUCGACGCUUACCUCCUCAAUCUUCUGAGGUCCAACAUAAGCCGAUGCGAUCUCCUCCAGCUCGUCUACCUCCUCAAUUUCAAUCACCACCAGCUACAGAUCCUCCUAGACAAAUCCAAACUACCGAAGUCCCCACAGCAAGGUUUUCUGGCCCACAAGCAGGUUUUCCAGCAUCUACGACAUCAACAGGAAGGUUCUCAAUAGAAGAUACUUAUGCUUCUUUGGAAAGGCGUGUUGAUGAGUAUGACAAAAAACAAAGAGAGCAGAAACGUUUCCAAUCUUCCUUCGCUCCUUCUGCACGAACGCGUUCUGAAGGAAGACCCAUUUCUACUAAUUCACAGUCUGCAAGACCCCAGCAGGACUAUAACACAUACUCUCAACAAUAUCGCAACAUACAGACUCAACCCGCCAAGCCCCUGUCACGUACCAAUACUUAUCAAGAACAAUAUAAUAACAAUCAACAUAGACAUACUCGACCUGCUCAGUCAUCACAACGACAUAACACUUAUCAAGAACAAUAUAAUAACAAUCAACAUAGACAUACUCGACCUGCUCAGUCAUCACAACGACAUAACACUUAUCAAGAACAAUAUAAUAACAAUCAACAAAGACAGCCUCGACCUGCUCAAUCAUCACAACGACUUAACACCUAUCAAGAACAAUAUAGCAACAAUCAACAAAGACAGACUCGACCUGCUCAGCCCCUGUCGCAAACUGACAUCUAUCAAGAACAAUACUACAACAAUGAACAGAGACAGACUCGACCUGCUCAACCUCAGAGACAGGCUAACACUUAUCAAGAACAAUACAACAACAACCAACAGAGACAGACUCGACCUGCUCAGCCCCUGAGACAGGCUAACACCUAUCAAGAACAAUACAACAAUCAACAGAGACAGACUCGACCUGCUCAACCCCUGAGACAGGAUAACACCUAUCAAGAACAAUACAAUAACAAUCAACAGAGACAAACUCAGCAUACUCAGCCCCAGCAAGAUGAUGAUUACUAUCAAGAGCAAUAUAACAACAACAAAUAUAUAGAGGAUCAAUUUUCUCAACCCCAGCAUCAAUCAGCUACCUACCAACAGCAGUAUGCCAACAACCGGAAAAUUCGUGCCUCUAAUCAUGUCCACCAAAAUGAUUACCAGACAUCUCACACAUCUCCAAAAGCGAUAUCUCAAAAUUACAACUCACCACAACCCUCAAUAUUUGCAAGUCAGCUACAGUCACCAGGCCUUCCCGCUUCCACAAUCGCUGGUGGUGGAUCCAAAUCUUUAGAAGAGUUCUAUGCUGAGCUCGAGAGAAGUGUCAUAGAGUCACAGAAAAACAAAAUAUUUUACAGCAGACAAAGUCAAGGGUGUCUUCUCAGAGAGCCGGAUAUGCCCAGACUGCUCAGACAAAUUCAAAAUACCCGGCACAAUAUUACACCAGUAGUGACGUGUCUAAUCAUCCCAGCUAUACAUCAGCCUUUCAUGACCAGUUUCAUCAGGAUGGUCUGUCGACACCUAACCAACAGUCAGUUAGCAACAACAGACGAUCACGACAACAGAGAGUUCGACAGAGAAGAAGUACACAGCAAAUUCACACACCUGCAGCUGAGGAAUACACUGAUUAUAGAAGAUUCGCAACUUCUGGUCGUCUUUACAAUACUGGUGAAAAACCUCUUUUAUCAAAUUAUCUUUCAACUCCAAUGGAGGCGGCAAGGGAGACACAAUGGAACUCAUAUGAAGCGAAUAGCAACUAUGUAAAUUUGGCUGUCAGUUCGCAACAUCCAGAUUCUGAUGGAGAUGGAAUACGUAAUGAUUUUGGAGUGGAUUAUUCCAUAUUGAUCUCCAUUCCCCAAACAGACAACAACUUGUUGGGCAACAUAAAUAUUUAAAAACUUCUUGUUAGGGGGUGCACCUGUGCCAAAUCGGAGGGGUCGAGAGUAUUUAUGUUUGGCCAAUCAAAACCAUCAUUAACCAAGCGAAGUUAUCUUUCCAUUGGUUGUACAAAGUGGACAGUGCUAACUAAAUCUGUAAGCUUCUACCAUGUGAGAGACGGACUGUGUAAGGUGUUCGAGUCACAUAAGAAAGAUAGACGAAUAAUUUAAGAUCCAAGACCUAACUAAAGCAGCAAAACAUUUUUCUUCUC